AUGACUAAUAUCACCUCCGAACAGCUUGAAGAUUUCAAAUGCAGACUCAUCGCGGGCCCCAGCUGUUCAGAUGAAAUAAUAUCUGGGCUCGAAUGUUCAGGAAACGCUACGUCCCUCUACAAUUGUGAGCUAAACUUGGACAUUCAAAAUGAAACUUCAUAUACCUGCGUUAAGUGCUUUAAUAACAGUAUGGGUAGUAAUAGCGACUAUACUUCAUGCGAUUUUAGAUUCAAGUUAAACCUCAUGACGGCAGUUUUCGAGAGUGCAUUGAAAAAUAUGUGGUUACGUAUACCGGAUUGGAGCGCGUGUAAUCAAAACGGUCUGUUCUGUUUUCCAAAUUCUAUUCGGACGUUGUACAUUGACGUGUCUGAUGAUAGUAUGAACAGGAGUGCAUUAGAAAGUUUACAAUGUACGUGGGACUAUGGAAACGCUACGGAUGUUGGGAUCGGUACUCCGAAAUACGAAUGGACGUUUUUGUUUGUGAUAUUAUUUAUAGUAGCUGGUGGUGUGGGCAAUAUUUUAGUGUGUUUAGCAGUGUGUCUUGAUAAAAGGUUGCAAAAUGUAACGAACUAUUUUUUGCUAUCUCUGGCGAUAGCUGACCUACUAGUCAGUUUAUUUGUAAUGCCCAUGGGAGCAAUUCCUGGGUUUUUAGGUUAUUGGCCGCUGGGCGUUGUUUGGUGCAACGUGUACGUGACAUGUGACGUGUUGGCGUGCUCGGCCAGUAUCAUGCACAUGUGCUUCAUCAGUAUCGGCAGGUACCUAGGCAUCAGAAACCCUCUGAAGAGUCGCCAUCACUCCACCAAACGGGUGGUGGUGAUAAAAAUAGCCUUGGUGUGGUUGCUCAGCAUGUUUGUAUCCAGUUCCAUCACCGUUUUGGGUCUCAUCAACAAGCAGAACAUAAUGCCAACCCCGGAGCUAUGCGUGAUAAACAAUAGAUUGUUCUGGAUAUUCGGAUCAUUGGUAGCGUUUUACAUCCCAAUGCUCACAAUGGUGGCAUCGUUCGCGCUCACAGUACAGCUGUUGAAGAGACAGGCGAGGCUCGCUGCUACCCCGGUGCCUGGAGGCACGCAACGGAGACAAUGUGGAGCGUUCGACAAUGGGCCCACUGAAAGGCAAGUUCGUCGUACCAACGCUAGGAGCUCCCCGGACUUGUCUCCCGCUGCCGUGUCUAGGCACAUGACGUGGCGGGUAACUACUGUCUCCAGGUCUCAAAGAAACAAAAUAGGUAUGAGCGUGUCCCACCCGCAACUGAGUUACAUGAACGGGUGUGGGAACGGAGCGGGUGGUUCUCGUAAGGGCCGCGACGUGGCCACGCAGACUCCCCCCAGCAUCGCAGCUGAAACCAGACGGGCUAAGAAGCCCUUGAAGAUUGCCCUUCCUGCUCCCAAUGCUUUGACUUUGAGGUUUCUAACAAACCGCAAGAAAGGGAGGUCGCUCUCAGCAAAUGCAGUGGCCAAUGAACAGAAAGCGACGAAGGUUCUUGGUCUCGUCUUCUUCACCUUCGUGUUAUGCUGGGCGCCAUUCUUCCUUCUGAACAUACUGUUCGCUGCAUGUCCAGCCUGUAUUGUACCAGAGCACGUAGUGGACAUAUGCCUGUGGCUGGGCUAUGUGUCAUCUACCAUAAACCCCAUCAUAUAUACUGUGUUCAACCGAACUUUCAGAGCGGCGUUUUUGCGACUUCUCAAAUGCCAUUGCAGCAGACGAGGUCGUUGCACUCGCUACAGGUCGGUAGGUUCCACCCGCGGCGCGUCGCAACUCUGCGCUCGCUCCGCGCUUCCUCUCGCGAUUUCCCUCCGACCCUCCGCCAUGCCCACAGCCCCUACUCAGGACACUACGGAAACUGUGAUGAUCGAACCACCGUUAGGAGACUUUAAUGUUAGAUAUUGAUGUUUAUGUGUUAGAUAUAUUGAAAGACUUCUUGGAUGUGUUUGGUUUAUUUGGCCCUUAAGUGAAAAAUAAAGUAAGAAAAUCUAAGUUAAAAAGUCUAAAGCCUCGUACUAGGGUCAACAUAUAUUUAGCAACAAAGUUUAAUCAAAAUGUUGCAGAGUUGCUGUCAGCAUAUUGCUA
Zerene cesonia (dogface butterfly) is the source of this 2067-nucleotide messenger RNA. It is a transcript of the gene 5-HT2A, whose product is annotated as 5-hydroxytryptamine receptor 2A. Gene Ontology annotation, cellular component: dendrite; membrane. The transcript has 9 exons. Gene Ontology annotation, molecular function: G protein-coupled serotonin receptor activity; neurotransmitter receptor activity; serotonin binding. Gene Ontology annotation, biological process: chemical synaptic transmission; serotonin receptor signaling pathway; G protein-coupled receptor signaling pathway, coupled to cyclic nucleotide second messenger. The record is from RefSeq and is a predicted model, not a curated record. NCBI's taxonomy places the organism in Eukaryota, Metazoa, Arthropoda, Insecta, Lepidoptera, Pieridae. The coding region runs from base 1 to 1887 and encodes 628 amino acids.